AAAUGUCCCGGUGACUUCAGAUCGGAGGAGGUGGUCAGAUCUGCGGGAGCACGAUUCAAACUGGGGAACUUUCGCUUCGACUUAUAGUUGCGCUUCAAGUCUUGGGAUCGGAUGCACUUAUUUAAAAUUCUGAAAAAAAGAAACUGGAGAAAAGAGCGUGCAAUGCAACUAGUGGAUAACUAAGCUCCAUCAGUGAAAGACUUUGCAGACUCCAUACAGACGACAGACAUUUUUUUUCAUUUCGUGAUAACAUUUUAUUUAAAUUCGCACGCGCUGACGAUACAGCCUUUCGGCAGGCACGCUGCAGGAGACUCUUACCUGUGCAUUAUGAAAACCAGGAAUCAAAGAAAUCUGCGUUAUUGCGUGCAUAUAAACUUCUAUUAACAGCUUUCUUUUUCCUCUCCCGACUGAGCGAACAUCCCAGAGAGUCAGUGAAUGUGGAUGAUCUUAGUUUAGAAGUGGAUUUUGUGAAAUAAAUUGAUUUUAGUAACACGGGACGAACUAUUUUGCUGGCUGUUUUGGCUGAGUUGGGAAAAAUGAACCGACUGUGGGUUUUAGCCUUUAUUGCUUCAGCAUUUUUGCAAAUACAGACGUCUGACAGUCAAAGGGAGCCGACAGGUGACCGGCAAGAGGACACGGGAGCGCGGGUUUUGCGAGACCGACCUGGAUUCCACAAUAACGGCAGGGCGCAAACCAAAGGGGGCUCCUGGCCACCAGAUGAAAGCCCACACAGGACGCAGGGCGGUGACCUGCGAUCGGGACCGGGGAGCCCCCAAAAUAGCGCAGCGGUGAGACAGGGACACAGACCUGCUGUUAUGGGUGACAGCGCCGCGGCGACCCGUGAGACUGACGCCCCCGUAUCCCGCUCUGUCCCGAAACCGCGGACAGCGAGUGUUUCAUCUCGGCAGGGAUCGCGGAUCGCUGCCAGGCAGAGCCCCGCGGAAGUCGGAGACGGCGCCCCCCCUCCGAGGCGCCUUACUGGAGCCAACGUUUGUGGAGGACAGCACUGCUGCUCAGGCUGGGCCGUGGCUCCAGGGACAAAUCGCUGCAUAAAGCCGGACUGCCAGCCCCCCUGUCAGAACCGGGGCUCCUGCAGCCGCCCCCACACCUGUGUGUGCCGCUCCGGCUUCCAGGGGCGCCGCUGUGAGGAGGUGGCUCCUGAGCAGGUCUACGUCCGCUCCGGAAACUCCCGCACCCUGCGGCCCAUCCAGCCUGGCGCUGCGGCCCAGUCGCCCCGACGUCACGCUGCCAACAGCGGCAGCGGCUCCAAGACGCCGGCCACCAAGCAGCCUCCCCCCACUGCGACGCUGGCGAGACGUGGCCCGGCUGACACCUCCUCUCAGCAGACCGGGACGUCUCGGACCGUGAAGCGCUACCCAUCAUCCACUGGGCCCAUCACCUCCAACGCACUCCCCAGCACUAACGGCAAUGGGCAGCCCCCGGGCCGCCACAGGGCCCCCACUGCAGACCGGGCCACCGAAACUCUAAACAAUGCCGUCGUCCCAGCAGGAGCCAACCUCACCUCCAGCCUGGACCGUAUCAAGAUCGUCUUCACCCCGAUGGUGUGCCGGCGGAUCUGCAGUGCUAACGGACGCUGCCACAACAGCUGUGAGAAAGGGGACACCACCACCGUCUACAGCGAGAACCAGAGCCAGCCUCCGAAAAACCAGGGCUUCCGCCUCUACUUCUGUCAGAUCCCCUGCAUGAACGGGGGGCGCUGUAUCGGGCGGGACCAGUGCUGGUGCCCAUCAAACUCCACAGGGAAGUUCUGCCACCUCCCGGCUUCACCCCCAGCGAAGCCCCCCUCCCCAAGGAAGCAGGCUGGCCAGGCGGGACACAGCUCCUCCAUGUACACCCUCCCCCUCUCCAACCAGCAAGCCUCCAUGCAGCCGUCGCUGGUCAACGUGCACAUCCAGCACCCCCCGGACGCGGAGGUGCAGGUCCACCAGGUGGCACGUGUCAAGCCGGGCCAGGUGGAAGUGGAAGCCGGCACAGGCGGAACACACUCGGUACAGCAGAGGUCACAGCCCGGUAACGGUCACGGCAACAGCAUCAGCGGCAGCAACAAUAACGGGGUCAUACUGAGCUACGGUGACGGCAACGGUAACGGAGACAUCUACAGCCACACCAGGCUGCAUAACCGCUUGAACGGAUAUGUGGGCCGGUGCUUCCAAGAGACAGUUGACGGGAAGUGCGGCAAGCCGCUCCCGGGCCUUACCAGACAGGAGGACUGCUGUGGCAGCGUGGGGGCCUCCUGGGGCCUCAACAAGUGCACGGAAUGUCCACCCAAACCAGCUUACGCAGUGAUCGCACAUGGCCAGGUUGAGUGCCCCAAGGGCUACAAGAGGAUGAACCUAACCCAUUGUCAAGAUAUUAACGAGUGUACGAUGGCGGGGAUCUGCAAGAACGCCGAGUGCCUGAACACCAAGGGCAGCUACAGGUGCACGUGCAAGGGGGGUUACAUGCUGGACGCAGCGCGCAGCCAUUGUGUCUCGGACAAGGCCGUCUCAGAGAUGCGGGAUCUGUGCUACCGCUCCGCAGCGUUGGACUCCUGCUCGCUGCCCCUGUCACAGCACAUCACCAAGCAGAUCUGCUGCUGCAGCCGCGUGGGCAAGGCCUGGGGUGCGGCCUGCGAGCUCUGCCCCCUGCCUGACACAGACCAUUUUAAAGAGAUCUGCCCUGCUGGCCACGGCUACACCUACUCCCGGUCAGACAUCCAGAUCUCCCUGCGACAGAUGGAGGAGGAUGACCUGCAUCGGACCGGCCCAUCCCACCAGCCCCGCCCCCAUCCUCCUCGCUACCAUCAUCCUCAUCCUCCUCAUCAGCACCUACACCCAACCACUGACGUCCACAUCCAGGCCAAGCUGCCCGGCCGAGAAGAUGGAGAUGUUGCGAUUCUGAAUCCAGCCGCCACUGUCACCGAGUCGCCGAGCUAUCCAGUAGAUGUAGUGGAGAAGACCACCCUUCACUCACUGGUCAACGUGAGACCUGAAACAGAGGGCCGGGACACCGCACCCAUCAACGUGGCCACUCAGGUCACCGAUGUGGACAGGUGCUCCAUCACGCCAACCAUCUGCGGACCUGGGCAGUGUGUCCCCGUACAGACAGGCUAUACCUGCUACUGCCACCCUGGCUACCAGCUGAACCCGCUGCAGACUCGUUGCAUCGAUGUGGACGAGUGCAAGAACGACCCCUGCGAAGGCAAAGGACGCUGCGUGAACAGCUACGGCUCAUACAUCUGCCACUGUUACACGGGCUACAGUCAGGUCAUCACCCAAAACAGGAAGUUCUGUCAAGACGUAAACGAGUGCGACAUGCCGGACAGAUGUCCGGGAGGCCGCUGCGUCAACACUGAGGGCUCCUACGCCUGCGAGUGCGACACCGGCUAUGCCCUGUCCAGGAGGGGGCAGUGCGAGGACGUGGACGAGUGCAGAAACCCCAGCGCCUGUCCUAGCGGGAAGUGCAUCAACACACCGGGCUCCUUCCAGUGCCAGGAUUGCGGAGCGGGAUUCAGAGCCGCCGGAGGCAGAUGCCUGGCCAGUGUGCAUGGGGAGCUCACACGCCGGCCUCUCUUCCUCUCCCCAGACGUGGACGAAUGUGCCGAGGAAGACAUGUGCCCCCGUGGGCAGUGCCUCAACACGGACGGCUCCUUCCAGUGUGUGUGCAGUGCCGGCUUCGUAUUCUCCGUCGCCACGCUGGACUGCCAAGACAUCGACGAAUGUGCGAACUACACAGCCUGCGGGGCUCAUGGCUUCUGUGAGAACAGCCAGGGCUCGUACCGCUGCUACUGUGACCGCGGCUACAUCGAAUCCCCCGGCAUACCUGGGUGCAUCGACACCAACGAGUGUGAGAUGGGCGUCGCGCCGUGUGGCGAGGCCCUCUGCGAGAACGUGGAGGGCAGCUUCCUGUGCAUCUGCAGCAGCGACAACGAGGAAUUCGACCCCGCCACCACCAAGUGCCGCGACCGCUCCCUCAUUACGGGGGGUUUUGCCCCGGGGUUGGGUGAGACUGACGAUAUAGGACCCCCAAGGAAUCCCGUCAAGGUUUUACCUCCGAGCACCCCAGAAGCAGCUGACGAAGGGGAUCAGAAGGAGUGCUACUACAACAUAAACGACGACAUGAUCUGCAGCAAUGUUCUGUCCCGCAACACAACCAAGCAGGAGUGCUGCUGCACCGUGGGCGAGGGCUGGGGUGACAACUGCGAGAUCCACCCCUGUCCAAUCAGAGGGAGAGCUGAGUACAGCGAGCUGUGCCUCCAUGGCUUUGGCCUCAUCCCCCCACGUUCCUCGGCACAGAGCCUCAGUCAGCAGCCGUUUGAAGAUGCGGACGAGUGCGAGAUGUUCGGACAGGAGAUAUGCAAGAAAGGGCACUGCAGCAACACGUACGGCUCGUACUCCUGCUUCUGCCAGACGGGCUAUUACUACGACACCGUGAGGCUGGAGUGCGUGGACCACAACGAGUGCGAGACGGAGAACGUCUGUGUGGACGGCAUGUGCAUCAACAUGGAGGGCUCCUUCGCCUGCUUCUGCAGCCCGCCGCUGGUCCUGGAUGGCAGCCGGCGCCGCUGUGUGGCCAUCAACACCACCGAGGAGGGCUAUGACCCGGACGAUUACGAGAACAUGGUGGAGAUCUGCUGGGAGUCGCUGACGGAUGGGAACGUCUGUGCCCUGCCCAUCCUGGACCGGCACACCACGUAUGCAGAGUGCUGCUGCCUGUUCGGUGUGGCCUGGGGCAACCAGUGUGCCCUCUGCCCCACGCGCACGUCCGAUGACUAUGCCAUACUGUGUAACUUGCCCAGGAGGGGUCCCGGUGACUCUGACAGCCUGCGUGAGAGGCCGGGCUACGAGUACGGCCCCGAUGGCCUCGAGCGUCCAGAGAGCCCCAUUUACUGGGGGGGCUAUGGGCCCGUCGGUGGAAGCAGCUACUUCAACAGCCUGGGGCCCGAGUAUGGCCCCCAGGAGCCGCCAGGAGGCCCUCCCUAUGGCCGGCAGGUCUCCCCCGAGGACUACGGCCCACGGGAGCUGAUGCGAGUGCCCGUCCAUCGGCCCCGCCCACUCGAGCGCUACAACGAGCGUUACGAGGGGUUUGAGGGCCUGCGAGCGGAGGAGUGCGGCAUCCUGAACGGCUGUGAGAAUGGCCGCUGUGUGCGCGUUCGUGAAGGCUACACCUGCGACUGCUUCGAUGGCUACCAUCUGGACCUCUCCAAGAUGGCCUGUGUCGACAUAAACGAGUGUGAGGACAUCAGCGACAACGUGCCUCUGUGCCAGAAUGCCGUGUGCUCCAACACCGAGGGCUCCUACAAGUGUACCUGCCUGCCUGGCUUCGUGGCCACGCCCAGACCCCACGAGUGCAUCCCGGAGGCCGGAGAGCCGGCGGGGAGGGAGGCCGGAAAGUAAAGGGACAGAGGCGGGAGACGGGGAUCCCUGCUUGCCAGGCCAGCGGCCCAAUCUCACUUCCUGCGUCUCUCUCCCGCUGAAUCCUCUCCCACAGUCUGGCACUAAAACCUUCCACAAUAACAAAGGAAGAAUGUUCGGCCUAAACAUAUGCAAACACAAACACAGACACACACACAGACAUGCACGUCGGUCGCUGUACAGUCUGGGAUCUCUCCUGUCCCUCUGUUUGUAUUAACCCCCAUGAAAUGCAUACGAAAACCACCCCCCCCCUCCCCAGUCGUCCAACCCCAGCCUGCCUCUGUAGUCACCAGGCAGAAUUUUAUGUACAUACACGUUUUUUGAUUUUAUUUCCUUUGUCCUGUUAAUUAUUUAUUUCUUUUAGGGUAUGAAGCUUUUUUUUUAAAAAAAAAAAUAACUAACAAUGCUAAGUUAUGUUUUGUACAAAAAUAUAUAUAUAUGAAUAAAUACUGGGUGGCUGUGUGUGUUUUGAAUUACGUCUGAAUUGGAACAGCGGGCUUUCGUCAGGGAUGCAGGGAGAGAGAUGUGAAAUGUGCGGCUUUCCACGUCUGGCGUUUCCCAUAUCUCCGCGGUAACAGGUUUGUGACCCGUGGGAGGGUCUGUAAGAGUGUAGAGUGAGCUCAGCACCGCUGUGUGCCGGCGAUGUGUGUGCACCGCACCCCCGUAAGUGUGUCCGUGCGAUAAGCAUGGUGAGAUGUCCACCUCUGUCGAUCACCCACCUUCUUCUCCAGCGCAUGGAGACGGCAGCUCAGCCUCUCUGGGUCCCCUUCGCAUUCAAGCACACGACCCUGAAGUGGCUCUUAACAGCCCAGAGCCCCCACCCAAACCGCCCCACCACCGGUACAGGGCCCGAAUUGUUCUCCGGACCUCCCAAAGCUCCUGCCCCGGAGAAUGAUCCGCUGAUAUUCAUGACACCGCCUUCAGCCGGCCCCUUGGCCCAGAAGAGCAGCCCCUAAUCAACCUUAGACGUCAAAAGAACGGUCUGUGGGGCGCUUGCCAUCAACGGCCCCUCAUGGGAAUGCCCUGGCAUUACAGCUGUCAGAGCGGGCAGGAAUGGCACCCCCCCUCCAGCUAGGUGUGCCCGCUAACCAGGGGGAGGGCUGUAACCUGUCUGCUCUCCAUCAUCUCCAGCCAUAGGAUGGCAGUACCGUCGUGUGUUCAGCGCGUAAUGCUGUGCUUGAGAGGUACACAGCGCCACAGCUGCCACCGUGCUUGUGCUCUAGGUGUUCGAUCACGUCCACCUGCUUUCUGUACUCCCAAAACCCAUGCAAGAAAUGAUUCUUCCAGUUGGGGGAACCCAGAGAGCAAGCUGAGGCUCUGAUGACUGGGUUGACAUCAUCUGUACAGUUCUAGUCCUAAGUAUUUAAUGUACAACUAUUUACACAUUCUAAUUAUAUAGUGCGACCAGUAUUUGUGCAAAAGUGGAUCAAAGAACAAAAAAAAUGCAUAUUCCUUUACUAUAAUAACUUAGCCAUGUAGAUUUUUAUAUUUCUGUAAAAUUGUGUCUGUUUUAACAUUGUUUGUGUAUGGAAAAAAGUGGUUUACACUGUACCAUAGAAAGUGUAUGUAUCCUGCCCUGUGGUGCAGACAAUGGAAGUGAUUUUUAGGGCCUGGCAGAGUUUUUUGGACACAGGUGUAUCGCCGUGCCACCUUUCCGGCUCAGAAUCUGGCCUGUUACCCUUGGCAACUCGACAUGGUCACGAGGAUGCUUCUCCAGGACCGUAGGAUUAGUUUAUGUUAGUUUACAUUUUAAAAAGAAUACUCCACGCCUUUAAUGUGCCUUUGAUGUAACUGUACCACAGGCCUGCAUGACUGUGUCCCGAGAUUCAAAAUGUAUCAGACUCGUUUAGGAAUGGGAGCCAGUUCCCUCUGUGGAAUCAGGGGUUGCCAUGACAGCCGUGUCACAGAUGUUUGGAAUGAGCCUGUGUCCCAGAACGUCCUGCCGACCCCUAAAAAGAGCAGGCACUCUUCCCGAUAAUGGACAAUGCCUUUUUUUAAUGACUGAUGCCCUCGACCUGCAUUCUCCAUUCCGUACACGGUGUUUGUACAAAGCAACCCCACUGGCUGAUUAGUGAGUCUUCCGUUGCGGUUUUGUCAGGGGCAAUGAACUCUGUAAACCAUCAGUGAUAAGAAUGGGCUGUCUCUACCCAGCACUGUGGUUUUCUUCAAUGUUGUGUUCAUCCCCGCGUUUACCUCUAUAACUUUUUCAGUCAUUGAAAUAAAAUUAGAGAAAAGA
This is a messenger RNA of Paramormyrops kingsleyae, 7650 nucleotides long. The record is from RefSeq and is a predicted model, not a curated record. NCBI's taxonomy places the organism in Eukaryota, Metazoa, Chordata, Actinopteri, Osteoglossiformes, Mormyridae.